Messenger RNA from Trematosphaeria pertusa, 226 nucleotides. RefSeq lists its product as uncharacterized. The transcript is spliced from 3 exons. NCBI's taxonomy places the organism in Eukaryota, Fungi, Ascomycota, Dothideomycetes, Pleosporales, Trematosphaeriaceae. Bases 18 to 185 code for a protein of 55 amino acids. The record is from RefSeq and is a predicted model, not a curated record.
GACCUCGGAUGCACCCAAUGGCUUAUUCGAGGCUCUUCACACCUCGCAACUUCGCCAUCUUCUCCUUCCUGUCUCUCGGCGGCGGAUAUAUGAUGCUCAAGUCCCGAGCCCUAGCUGCAAAGCAAAGAGAGAGAGCUGUGGGCGACUACAGCGUAUCCGUUGAUCGGUCGGGCGGCGGCAUCUGAGUCCUAGGACAGGCACACGACGUUAUGACCACGGCAGUACU